AUCAUUGUUCUAGCGCUGAAUAAAGGUGCUUUUAGAAGAAAUCUUCACACAAAGCAAAAGAAAAGCAAGGCAAGAAAGCAGCCUUAAGAAUGGAGCACAAAACAAACAAGCUUGAAAUGGAGAACGACAAAAAACGCAGCGUUGACUGGCAAGGCAACGAUCAAGGCAAGAACUGUAAAAUGUCUCCAGUUACUCUCAACGUUGGUGGAUAUCUGUACGUAACACAAAAGCAAACACUAACCAAGCAUCCAGACUCCUUUUUGGAAAGAGUUGCAAAUGGAAAAAUCCUAUGUCCAUCCGACGCAGAUGGCCAUUAUUUCAUAGACAGGGAUGGUCUGCUAUUUAGGCACGUCCUGAACUUCCUACGGAACGGAGAACUGCUUCUACCAGAGGGAUUUAAGGAAAACCAACUUCUAGCACAAGAGGCAGAAUUCUUUCAGCUUAAAGCGUUAGCGGAUGCCGUGAAAUCAAGGUGGGAGAAAGAGGUGCUUGCAUCCAGGGAGACCACCUUUCUAGAAAUAACGGACAGCCACGACCGUUCACAGGGCCUUCGGAUUUUUUGCAAUGCUCCUGAUUUCAUAACAAAAAUAAAAUCUCGCAUUGUUUUGGUGUCCAAAAGCAGGUUGGAUGGCUUCCCAGAAGAGUUUUCAAUCUCUUCCAACAUUAUUCAGUUUAAAUACUUCAUAAAGUCAGAAAAUGGAACUCGGCUUGUUUUGAAGGAAGAUAAUACUUUCGUUUGCACCCUGGAAACUCUUAAGUUUGAAGCUAUAAUGAUGGCACUAAAAUGUGGAUUUAGGUUGCUGACCAGUCUGGAUUGCUCCAAAGGGUCAAUUGUUCACAGUGAUGCACUUCAUUUUAUCAAGUAAUUACUUCUUCUCUCACUAGACAAAAGGCCACAAGCAUGCAGCCUGUAAAUCUCAUUAAACUUCAAGACAUCGCAAAAUGAUUUAUCCAGCUCUGUACACCACAGAGCACUGCUGCUAAUGAAUAAAUGUGAGCUAAUGGUAUGUAAACUGCAACAUCCAUCUAUCUAUGAGUUCUUUGUGCCUAAAUUUAAU
Molecule: messenger RNA, 1058 nt
Organism: Elgaria multicarinata webbii
Lineage: Eukaryota; Metazoa; Chordata; Lepidosauria; Squamata; Anguidae
Gene: KCTD4
Product: potassium channel tetramerization domain containing 4
Exons: 1
Coding region: 90-866 (258 amino acids)
Biological process (GO): protein homooligomerization
Molecular function (GO): protein binding
Source: RefSeq, a predicted model, not a curated record